CUGAGGAUCCGGCUGAUGCCCGAGAGGAAAGCGGCAUUCAUGGGCAGGGAGAGCAGCUUAUCCGCGGCGAUCAGAGCCUCCCAGCCCCGCCUGCUCUUUCAGAUCUCCAGGAGAGGUAUGAGCACUUUGGAAUCUCCCACAAAUAUUCCUUCUCUCCCCCUUGAUUUCUCUGCCUGGAAUUUAACUUGGGUCAUGAAAGACUCUUCCCCUUUCUUCCCUCACAGCGGACAACAUGUGUUUGACUGCAAUUUUGAAUUGCCUUGCGAGCUGGAAUAUUCUCCUCCACUGAAGGACAAAGAAAACCACAACAGGACCUGGCACAGAGUGAGUGCAGAGGAGCUAAACUUUUUGGAUGGACCAAAGAGAGAUCACUCUGAGGAUUCACCAAGAGGUUCAUUCCUGUUCCUCAAUACAUCAGAAAGCAUGAGCCCCAUCAUCUUGAGCCCCUGGCUGAGGAGCAGUAGUGAGCAAUGCACUAUGCAGGUGUCUGUGUACAGGCAUCUCCAACAAAGCGGGGACUAUAUUGCUCGGCUUCUCCCUGCUGACGAAAGUAGCAGUGAAAUCCUGUUGGCCCCAAGUCAAGAGAAACAUGGAUGGGUGCUUCUGCAGAAGAGAGUUGGACACCUUAAGAAACCUUUUCGGAUCUCACUGGAAUAUGUUGCUAGUGGGAACAGGAGUGUAGCUGCCAUGGACUCCUUUGCAAUGAAGAACUGCAGUUCAGGAUCUUCUUCUGGCUCCAAAAUGGCCCUACAGGGUUCCUUCAACUGUUGGAAUGGCACAGUAAUCAAACUGGGGCAGGCAUGUGAUUUCAUCAGGGACUGCGCAGAGGGAGAGGACGAGGGAGAUAUGUGCAAAAAGCUCCCCCCUGGCUUUUACUGUUCGUUUGAAGAAGGGGACUGCGGCUGGACCCAGGGCUCUCCCGCCUCUCUCACUUCUCCAUGGCAGAUCGGAAACCUGGAGUACAGCCACUUCCCUUCACUGGAAGGCUCUGCCCUCUUGCUGAACACCAGUAAGGUCCCAAUGGCAGAAACAACCAUCGUGACCAGCGCUGUGUUUCCAGCUCCAAUUAGGAAUUCUCCCUGUGAGCUCCGAAUGUCAUGGCUCAUCCACGGCUUCUUGUUUGGAAAUAUUUCCCUGGUCCUUAUCGAGAACAAAACGGGGAAGGAACAGAGCAGGACGUUCUGGCACUUCACUAACAGUGAAGGUUUGGGAGUCUGGCAGUGGAUGGUUUUAUCUCUUCCUGACGUGUCAGACAGGUUUUGGUUUCAGAUCAUCACUUCAUGGGAAGAAGAAUCCGAUGCCAUUAUUGCUUUUGACAAUGUGUCUCUUAGCCUGGACUGUUAUCUAACAAUCAAUGGAGAGAAGACAUCUCGAGAUGCAGCUCCGGAUUCGAGCAAUCUAUUCAUCAAAGGAGACAGCCAGAAAAGGAUCAGAUUGGAACAAAAGAUUCUGGAGAGCCUCCAACUCAGCACUGUUCCCAUCUCUGGUCCUGCAGAUCAGUGGUUGUUCACCACAUGUGGUGCCAGUGGACCGCAGGGACCCACUCAGACCCAGUGCAACGACGCCUAUAGGAACUCCAAUCUCAGUGUUAUAGUGGGGGCUGAAGGAAUUCUUCAAGGUGUGCAGAUCUGGAGAGUGCCAGCAACCAAUACUUACAGCAUCUCAGGCUAUGGAGCAGCUGGUGGGAAAGGAGGGAAGAAUACUAUGGUGAGGUCCCAUGGUGUGUCCAUAUUGGGGAUUUUUGACCUCCAAAAGGAUGAUGCCUUAUACAUCUUGGUGGGCCAGCAAGGAGAAGAUGCCUGCCCUAGUACUAACCAUGUUAUACAGAAAGUAUGCAUUGGAGAGAAUAACGUGAUUGAAGAGGAGAUUCGAGUGAACAGGAGUGUCCAUGAAUGGGCAGGAGGAGGUGGUGGAGGGGGAGGAGCAACGUAUAUAUUUAAGAUGGAGAAUGGAGAACCAGUCCCCUUGAUAAUUGCAGCAGGAGGUGGUGGCAGGGCCUACAGGGCCAAAACAGAUACUUUUCAUCCAGAAAGGCUGGAGAAUGAUUCAUCUGUUCCAGGGCUGAAUGGAAAUUCAGGAGCUGCAGGUGGUGGAGGUGGCUGGAAUGAUAACACUUCCUUCCUGUGGUCAGGAAAGUCCUUGCUGGAAGGUGGCAAUGCUGCAGCGGACAAUGACCCAGAGAUGGAUGGGGAGGAUGGUGUGUCCUUUAUUAGUCCACUGGGUACUUUAUACACCCCCGCACUAAAAGUGACAGAGGGGCACGGAGAGGUGGCUAUUAAGCUGCACCUCAACUGCAGCCACUGUGAGCUUGAUGAGUGUCGUGUUGAUCUGGAGACUCAAAAAGUCAUUUGCUUCUGUGAGCCUGGGACAGACCUGGCUGACGAUGGUGUCUCUUGUGUAGCUGACCCCGUGGCUCAUCUCCCCCUCUCCUUGGUCUUGUCUGUAGUGACGUCAGCACUGGUGGCUGCUCUCAUUCUGGCUUUUUCCGGGAUCAUGAUAGUGUAUCGCCGGAAACACCAGGAGCUGCAAGCCAUGCAGUUGGAAUUACAGAGCCCUGAGUACAAACUGAGCAGGCUGCGCACCUCCACUAUUAUGACGGACUACAAUCCCAACUACUGCUUUGCAGGAAAGACCACCUCCAUCAGUGAUCUCAAAGAGGUGCCUCGGAAAAAUAUCUCCCUCAUAAGGGGCUUGGGCCAUGGAGCCUUUGGCGAAGUAUAUGAAGGUCAGGUGGUGGGGAUCCCCAGUGACCCCAGUCCCUUGCAGGUGGCUGUGAAGACAUUGCCAGAGAUGUGUUCAGAGCAAGAUGAGCUGGAUUUCCUCAUGGAAGCUCUUAUUAUCAGCAAGUUCAACCACCAGAACAUCGUGCGCUGUAUUGGGGUCAGCUUGCAGGCGCUGCCACGCUUCAUCCUGCUGGAGCUUAUGGCUGGAGGGGACCUGAAAUCCUUCCUGAGGGAGACACGGCCUCGACCGAGCCAGCCCUCUUCCCUUUGCAUGCUGGACUUGCUACAUGUGGCUCGCGACAUUGCAUGUGGCUGUCAGUAUUUGGAAGAAAACCACUUCAUUCACAGGGACAUUGCUGCCAGGAACUGUCUCCUUACUUGUCAAGGGCCUGGAAGAGUAGCUAAAAUUGGAGACUUUGGAAUGGCCCGGGACAUAUACAGGGCCAGCUAUUAUCGAAAGGGCGGGUGUGCCAUGCUGCCAGUCAAAUGGAUGCCACCUGAGGCCUUUAUGGAAGGAAUAUUUACAUCAAAAACUGAUACAUGGUCCUUUGGUGUGUUGCUGUGGGAGAUAUUCUCUCUUGGAUAUAUGCCUUAUCCUAGCAAAAGUAACCAGGAGGUUCUGGAGUUCGUAACAAACGGAGGAAGGAUGGAUCCACCCAAAAACUGCCCUGGCCCUGUGUAUCGUAUAAUGACCCAGUGCUGGCAGCACCAGCCUGAAGACAGGCCAAACUUUGCCAUAAUACUGGAGAGGAUUGAAUACUGCACCCAGGAUCCUGAUGUCAUCACCACCGCUUUACCUGUGGAAUAUGGCCCAUCCAUUGAGGAGGAGGAGAAGGUUCCAAUGCGCCCAGAAGACCCCAAAGCAAUCCCUCCUCUGGUGAUCUCCCCACACCAAAAGAGAGACGGUGACAAGCAGGCCCUGCCUUCUCCACCCCCUCUGCCUUCAGCCAUCACAGCUGGAAAACCUUUGGCAAAAGUGGCAGCCCCCGAGCCUCUGGUCCCUGUUAAUGUGCGACCAGCCCUAGAAGCGGGACACAUCAACAUGGCCUAUGCGCAGUCCACCCCGGCUUCUGACCUUCAGAAAGGCAGGGGGUCCAGAAAUAAGCCCACCAAUCUCUGGAAUCCAACAUAUGGCUCCUGGUUUGCAGAGAAGCCUGUCAUCAAAAACAAUUCUCUGCUGGAGAAAGAGGUGUCCGAGAGGGAGAAUUUGGGGCACGAAGGAAACUGUACUGUGGGGCCUGGUGGUGUGACUAGCAGGCUGCCAGGCUCCUCUCUGCUCUUAGAACCAUCUUCACUAACAGCCAGUGUGAAAGAAGUGCCUCUCUUUAGGCUCCGCCACUUCCCCUGUGGGAACGUCAACUAUGGAUACCAACAGCAGGGCUUACCCCUGGAAGCCUCUGCCCCACCUUGCGCUAGCAAUUAUGAGGACUCUGGCCUUAGAAACAAGAGCCACGUAGCCCAUCAGGGGCCUUGAGAGCCCUCUGCACUCUUGACUCUCAUUCUGUGUGGCUCUUGAGCUUGGAGAGUAUCGUCCUUGUCAUCCAAGAGAGAGCAGACAACGCUAACUUUCAUUAUGUGCCAACUAGCUCUAAAGUGCCACCCUUUGAAGCCGUGUUUUCAGAUAACCCAAGAAGCUUCAACUCAUCGGAGCCUCUGCUACUACUACUACGAGAAAGGGGGGAUAUUAACGUUAACUGCAAGGCCCAGCUUUCGGUUGCAUAAACAUAUAUGCAUGGUCAUUGUUGUGUCGUGCCCUUCCCUGUGCGCUUCUUCUCAAUUGUGUAUGCUCCGCUUAAAUGUAAGGUCCGGUUUCACUGCCUGAGUAUUUCAUGUUUGGGGUUUUCCUUGCCAAGCUGCUGGUUGCUGUGGAAUGGGACACUUGAAAUCCCCUAUGGAUGGCAGAGGUUUGAGGUGGCUUGGGAAAGAACCAUUUAUUCAAAACAAAAAGGAUAAAACAUCUUUGAAUGAAGACACCAGGGAACAUUCCCAAGUUGCAUUACUGCUGUAACAUAGUCUGCACCAGCCCUUGAAUAUGCAGUAAUUACAGUAUCAUUGGCAGGGCAAUGGAAAGAUGCCAGUCACACUGUCUGGUUUGUGAGUAAGAUGGGAAGUUAACUAACUGCAGAGGAAGAGAAUGAAGUGCACAAGGAGGAGGAUUUAUAUUUUUUUCAGACCCAAAGCCAAGGACGGUACUGGCCCUUUAAAAUUCUUUCUGUGCUACAGAAAGGAAACACCGGGUUCUACAGGAACUUCUUGUUGUUCAGUGGAAUUCAGGUGGAAUUUUACAGGGCCAGUCUUGUGUGAGAGAGACGUUAAAAGGCCUUUACAGUGAGAAGUCACCAGUAGAUGGAAAUACAAAGGUCUGAAAUGCCCUUUACUAACAACUCCAACCAGAAGGCUUGACUUUGUACCCCCAUCUGAUUCUAGGCAGUGUCUGCAUUUCAAGGGUUCAUUACCCUCGUUCCUUUAACAGAAUUCUUGUAUGCUAGUCCGUUAAAAACCCAAAGCUGCACUGCUGCAUUCCGUACACCUUGUGCAUGAAACGUGUGUUGUUACAAUAUACACAUAAGAAUUGAAUUCAGAUGUACAUUAAUAAUUUACAAUAUAUUCCGCUGGGGCUGCUGAAGCAGCAGUGCUGUCUAAAAUACACGGUGUCUAUUUCCAUAGAAAUAGGUCUAUCAGAGCAGCAGCAAAGGAAUAUAGAAGAGAUGGGUCUGGAUCCAAGACCUUUAACUUUGGGGGAGUGGUUCAGCAUCCAGUCCUGGAUCCAAACUUUGCAGUAAAAUCUCUAACGAAAGAAACCAGAGCCCCAGAUCAAAACACUCCAGGCUUUGGGGUGUCAGAGAAGGAUCCAAAUCUGACGACUAUGACCUGAGACCCCCAUCUUUAAAGUGAAGUUCUUGUCCCUGCUCUGCCUUCCCCCACCCCUCUGGUAAAUAAUGCUGACGUCUUAGUAGCGUAAUGUUGAAAUUGUGCAUCAAACUUUUUUUUUUUUAAUGAGGCUUAUGUUAGCAGGUCUGAAUUGUGAACUGUAAUGAUUCUGUGGGUGCUUUGGACUUCACUCAUCUGCUACUGGUAUGUCGCGUGUCAUGGCUGCAUGGAUUUCAUGGCUGUAGUGGGGGCCAGAACUCAGGACCGUCUGUGGCAAAUACAGAGGCCUCUUCCACUUGAGCUAAAAGGAUAUUGGGGUGUCUAAUCCUCGCGGUAGACCAGCCACUAGAGGAGUGACUGGCUUACAGACACUGGAACAGGGCUGCCAUUCCAUCUAGCUUAGCACUGUUGCAUUCACACUACUCUUGCUACUACAAGAAGUGAAGAACUCUUCUACUGUCUCAGGAAAGACAAUGUGUUCCAUGGGAGAACAAUGACUGAGCUUUACUGUGUACCAUCAAGGCUGUUUGCACUGCAAUAUUAUCCAUGUGGAACUGAAAUUUUCUUUAGACAUUUCAGCUUUCUUUUCCUUUUUCAAAAAGGGUCCAAAUGAAUUUUUUUCAAGCAGAUCCCAAGGGAAAGCUUUUUGCUUUCUCUCACUCCUUUCAAGGCAAGAAACCGCUCUGAGUUUUUACUGCUCUACCAGCAUGUAUAGCUGAGGGCAGAACCUAGCCUGUGUAGUUGUAUGGUCUUAAAGGAGCAUAGCUGAAAUCUUAAUAAACUGUGACUGUCAGUUUCAAGCAUAUUGAGCUACAGACCUGGGACUGCCUGACCCUGCAACUCCACAGUUCCUGUUAGUUUUCCAAUUGCUUCUGUU
Terrapene triunguis (Three-toed box turtle) is the source of this 6471-nucleotide messenger RNA. RefSeq names its product ALK receptor tyrosine kinase (gene ALK). The record is from RefSeq and is a predicted model, not a curated record. Gene Ontology annotation, biological process: protein phosphorylation; positive regulation of kinase activity; regulation of neuron differentiation. NCBI's taxonomy places the organism in Eukaryota, Metazoa, Chordata, Testudines, Emydidae. Bases 16 to 4197 code for a protein of 1393 amino acids. Gene Ontology annotation, molecular function: protein binding; ATP binding; transmembrane receptor protein tyrosine kinase activity. Gene Ontology annotation, cellular component: membrane; signaling receptor complex. The transcript has 29 exons.